This is a messenger RNA of Tachyglossus aculeatus (Australian echidna), 4550 nucleotides long. RefSeq names its product T cell leukemia translocation altered (gene TCTA). The record is from RefSeq and is a predicted model, not a curated record. Bases 1 to 732 code for a protein of 243 amino acids. The transcript has 4 exons. NCBI's taxonomy places the organism in Eukaryota, Metazoa, Chordata, Mammalia, Monotremata, Tachyglossidae.
AUGGGGCAGAGUAGUCGAGGUCGGGCCGAAUUUCGAGUUCCGGGAGCGAAGGGUUGCGACGGGCUGGGAUCCGAGGGGAUUGAAGGGCGGCAGGGGUACGGUACUUCGGCAUUGGCCGUCGAGUCCCUCCGCGCCGGGAAACCGUUCGGCGGGCGGACGGACGGACGGACGGCCGGCCCUCACGCACAAGACCGGCAGAGUGGCGGCGGGAGCGCGGGCGGGGCGGGGCGGGACGUGCGCGCUCCCCCCUACCGAACGCGCUCGAUUGCCACCUCUUCGCGCAUGCGGGGUAGUCCGUUCCUUCCCCAGGCGCCUGCGUGGUGGGAGCGCCGAGCCCCGGGGAGUCGGCGCCUGCGCAGUGGGCGCUCCCUUGACAGGUUCGGGGCGGGUAUGGCGGCCCCGUGGCUGGCCCCGGGGUGGCAGGCGCUGCCCUCGGUCGUGCUGGGCGCCCUGGACGCAAUGGGGAGGGAGUUCUGGCAGGAGUGGGAAACGCAGGACAUGCGGGUGACCCUCUUCAAGCUGCUGCUGCUGUGGCUAGUGCUCAGUCUCGUGGGGAUCCAGCUGAGCUGGGGGGUCUACGGGGGCAUCGUGACCGGCCUGUACCACCGCCCAGGGAAGCCUCCGAAAACGAAUCUCUCAAAACCCAUCGAGAAUGACCAACGGGUGGGCGAGCAGCCCGCGCUUCCGCUCCCAGGAGUCACCUGCCCGACGAAUUCUGGAAAGGCUCUCUAGGAUGGAUCGAUGGACUUCUGCCAUCCUCUGCUUGCCCCACCUGCCUCAUGGGCAUAUGGACCUUGCUUAGUUCCGUGAUGCUGGAAACCAUAGAUAUUUGCUGGCUUGUGGUGUGCAUCUGGGGGAAUAGGAGUGAUGAGAUAGUGUGGGAGGAAAGUGGCCGGAGCAGCCUUGUUCUAAGAGGGGUCUCCUGGGUUUCUCCCUCAGGCUCCUUUUUUUUUAAAAAAACAACAACCUUUUUCCCCCCAAUGAGAAGAACAAGUUGUCUCAGGGCAGAUCGUGACCAUGCGGAAGAUGCUUAAUGUGCUUACCGCUAGGCCUUACCAUCAUCCCUCCUUUACUUGAUGCCGUUAAGGAGGGGAUGUUCUGUUUGAGGCUAGGGGGCUGCCCCAAGGAGUCACCACUUUCACAACGCUUAACCAUCCUCCUAAACUGAAUGACCCCUUCUAAUACAUGCCCUGACCACAGCCUGCCGGGUCUGGUCACGGGGGACCAAUUUUUGCUCCCCUGGUGGCAGUCAUCCUAGACCUGACCCCGACCUCCACCCCCCGCCAAAUAAUGGAGCAGGGAGGGAAUACUGUUGGAAAGGUCCACGAGCCCAGUGCUCUUUAUCUUUCCGUCCCAAUUCUGCCCCGUUCAGGGAAAGAAAUAGUCUGAGUAAUCUAAUGAGUAAUGUAACAUUACUAUUGCUGUAACAGAUAUUUAAAGGAAAAUAUUUACCCCAAAAUGCUGAUGCUAGUCUGUCUUUAUAGCAGAUGUUCUCUGCGCCCUGCCGCAGACUUCAGGCAUGUUGAAAGGUGCUUCGGGGCUUCCUUGCCGUCUGCCCAUCUCCACUACUGCAGUGUGCCUUAGAAAGAGACCAUGCACAGCCCUGUGUUCACUGACAAAAUUGUCUCCUUUAGAAGCCUGGAGAUAAAGGAAUGGUGCUGGUAUUGGUGUUUGGCAAUUGAGAGAGAGAGAAAGAGUGUUAUUACCAUUUUCCAAUGGGAACUAAUGAGGUGAGAACAAACCAGACAGUCCUAAACACAGGACUGAGGAGUACCGUUUGGUGACUUGUGCAGGAAUAUUGGGGGCAGAGAGGAUGAGCACUGCAACUCUUCCCACCUUGUGAACCUCAGCCAAGUAUCAUGACUCCUCCAUUCUGCUCAAUGGGGAUGAGCAGCAGGAGUGCAACUUUUUUUUUUCCAUUCCGAGUGCAGGGGCAAAUCUGAGGCAUAGUGAUCUGGGGACAAGGCUCUGAGAGGUAAAUGCAUCACUCUCCCCCUCUUUCUCUCCCUCCUCCUGCCUCCCUUCCUUCAGACUCUUGUGGGGAUUCAAAACCCUCUUAGCUGGACCUGUUGUGGGGCAGAUGAGAAAAGCACACAACCUGGCGGUACCAGUGUCCAGUGGAGGGUGAGGGAGCCCUCUGUUAGCUACCAGAUGACCAACUGCAAAGUCCAGAGUGGGUGAACAGAGCCCAUAUCUGGCUUUGGGUAUGGGCGGGGAAACAGGAGGAGCCCCUGGACCACUUGCCAGACGGCAUGGCUAGGGAGCUCAUGCGACCACCAACGGAAGGAGGGGUGAGAUAGGCUCCAAACUCGCUUCCAGAGCCCCUGCCGGACUCCAGGGCUGAGAGGAGCCUCUGACACAGUCCUAGAGCUUGGAAGGGGAAAAAGGAAUGCUACUGUAGGGAUUUAGGGGCCAGGUUGGGAGCGGCUCCUGGCCAGCUCUCUCUAGACUGGAAACUCUUUGUGGGCAGGGAUCGAGUCUAUCAGUUCUGUUCUAUUGUAUUUUCCCAAGUGCUUAGUACAGUGUCCUAUGCACAGUAAGUGCUCAAUGGAUACCACUGACUGAAGAAUGUGGAGCCACCAUCUUGGCUCUACUUCAGGCCUCCAUCUAGCUACAAGGCAAAGCGUGCUAGUUUGUGAGUGACCAAAAAGCUGUGGGAAUGAAGCUUAUGGUGCUGUGACUCAUCUCGUGGGGAUGUCACCCCUUUGUCCCUGGUGCCCUUGAAGGACAAGCCGAGUUGCAGGUACCGGCUACUGCUACGCGUCCUUUUGAAUCCUUGCUGCCAGUUCAGUUCAGCAGUGGCUUGUCAAAGCCCGAAGAGUGGGCUGUGGAACAUGAGCAGUGGGUACAUUGACCGUUAGGGCAAAGGACCUUUGCUGUGUGCUAAUAAAUGGUAUUCUUGUCCCCUCUGUAGGUGACAACUGGCAGGGAGAGGCUGCCUCAACUGAAAGUGAGGACCCUAAUCUGUGUAGUGCAUGAGGCAAAUAACUGUUUCCUAAAUGUCUCCUAACUUCAUGGUCUCUCCUAGGGAAAGAGGAGGGACCGUGAAGUUAGGAAACAGUUCGUUUCCCUAGGAGAGUGAUAAAUUGUUUAGCUCAUCUUCCGGAAAGGAGACUGAUCAAUAAGAUAGAGGGAAGUUAAAUGAUCCUAACCAAAUACUACAUUGCCCACCAGUGUCCGAGGCAAUGUUAUUCCUAGGUUGGGCUCUGCACAGCCAGUAUUGGGUAGGUAGGGUCCAAGAUAGCAGCCAUCAAGGUUUGUCAGGCAAAGCAAAUAAGUCAUUUGUGACUUGAAAAAAAUUCUCUCCACCCCUUGUGAGCCAGUCAAAGCCUCAUGCUGAGUCGGGCAGAAAAGAACACAGCAGUCUUCACGUCUAUUUUUCCCCUGCCCCAUAUUGCAGAGAGAUGUUCCAACAUUUAUUGAGUCUUCCCACCGGCAACGGGGCCCUAACGAGGAUGCGUGACUCAUGUCAUGGCAGUGGGCAGCAGCAGCAGCCUCACAACAGAUGGUGUUGGACUUUAUAUUUCCAAUUUUUAUUAGCUGUGGCCCACAGUGAUUCGUAAAGCGGAAGGCCAGUGUCGACGUGCAUGACUGCAUUAAAACGCUACUUCUAUUAAAUGAAUGUUUGGAGGAAAAACAUGACGUGGUCUAAUGGAAAUAGCACGGGUUUGGAGAUCAGGAAGCCUAGGUUCCAGCCCCAGGUCUACCAUCGACCAGCUGCAUGACCUCGGGUAAAUCCCUUAGGUUUUUCUGUGCCUCAGCUUCUCCCACUGUAAAAUGGGGAAUGAUGCCGCCUGUCGCCUCCCUACCUCACAGGUGGGGAGUGAGGACAAAAUAAGAACCGGUGUGAAAGUACUUCGAUGGAAAUACUUCGAGUAUUUUGUACAGGAGCCCCAUGUGGUCUCGGACAUUAAGGAAUGGACUGAGGAUUGUGGCCUUGGAAGGAUCAAAAGGAAGUUGGGAAGUAAAAGACAAGGUGAAGGGAAAGGCUUGUGUGUAUGGUGUAGUGGAUAGAGCACGGGCCUGGGAUUCAGAAGGCCGUGGGUUCUAAUUCCGGCUCUGUCACUUGUCUGCUGUAUGACCUUGGGCAAAUCACUUCACUUCUCUGUGCCUCAGUUCCCUCAUCUGGAAAAUGGGGAUCAAGACUGUGAGCCCGAUGUGGAUGGGGACUGUGUCCAACCCAAUUUGCUUGUAUCUACCCCAGUGCUUAUUACAGUGCCUGGCACAGAGUAAGUGCUUAACAAAUAACACAGUUGUUAUUAUUAUUAUUAUUAUUAUUAUGCACACCUGUCAGGAAGAAUCACUUCAUCCUUAUCUGAAGGAUGUCAUAGGAACACUGAACCUAGAGUGCCACCCUGGGAAAAUAUAGGUGGGACCCCAGGUUAGACUUAGCAUUUCAGUGGCAAAGCGUUUUGAGCCAUUUUAGCUCACCUCUUAAUAAUGGCAUUUCAUUCCUCGCUAAUAUCGGAUCGUGUAUUACAAUUUCAGACUUGUACUUGUCCAUUCAUCGAGUGAUAUGAUUCAAUAAAACCUAUCACAAGUUUCUGGCA